This is a messenger RNA of Lathyrus sativus (Indian pea), 1296 nucleotides long. Lineage: Eukaryota; Viridiplantae; Streptophyta; Magnoliopsida; Fabales; Fabaceae. The record is from the annotation of a GenBank genome assembly.
AUGAAGAUUUGGGUUGCUUUUUGUCUUGCGUUAUUGAUCCACUCUUGCCGUGCCGCCGAACCUUUAACGGUGGAUGGAAAGGUGUUGAUACUCGACGAAUCCAACUUCGAUUCCGCCAUUUCAUCCUUCGAUCACAUCUUGGUUGAUUUCUACGCUCCCUGGUGUGGCCACUGCAAGCGUCUCUCUCCCGAGUUAGAUGCAGCUGCACCUGUACUUGCAAAAUUGAAGGAACCCAUACUCAUAGGAAAAGUAGAUGCAGACAAGCAUACCCGCCUUGCAAAAAAACACAAUGUUGAUGGCUAUCCAACCAUUUUGCUGUUUAAUCACGGCGUCCCAACAGAAUACCGUGGGCCGAGGAAAGCUGAUUUACUUGUUCGUUAUCUUAAGAAAUUUGCUGCUUCUGAUGUUUCUGUUCUCGACUCGGAUUCUGCUGUGAAUAGUUUUGUGGAAGAAGCUGGUACUUUUUUCCCGGUAUUUGUUGGUUUUGGGUUGGACAGUUCGGUUAUAGAAAAGUUAGGCAUAAAGUAUAAGAAAAAUGCAUGGUUUUCUGUCGCAAAGGAUUUUUCAGAGGAUCUCAUGAUAACAUAUGACUUUGAUAAGAUUCCUGCAUUGGUUUCCCUUAAUCAACAGUACAAUGAGCGGAACACAUUUUAUGGCCCCUUUGAAGAUGAUUUUCUGGAAGACUUUGUAAAACAAAAUCUCAUUCCUCUGGUUGUGCCUGUAUCCUAUGAGACACUAAAGUUGAUAAAAGCUGAUGGAAGGAAAAUAGUUUUGACUAUUGUGGAGGAUGAAAAUGAAGAAAGAUCAAAAGAACUGGUUAAGUUAUUGAGGGGUGCUGCAUCUGCGAACCGUGACUUAAUAUUUGGUUAUGUUGGAGUUAAACAGCUUGAUGAAUUUGCUGAUAAAUUCGAUACCAGUUCUAAACUACCAAAAAUGGUCAUUUGGGAUAAAGAAGAUGAUUAUCUUUCAGUUGUUGGUUCAGAAAACAUCGAGGAAGAGGAUCAAGGAACUCAAAUCACUAAAUUUCUAGAAGGAUACAGAGAAGGAAGAACCGUAAAGAAAACACUUAGCGGACCAACAUUUAUGCAAUAUCUCCAAAGAAGUUUUGACAUUAGAAUGGUGUACGUAGUUGUUUUUAUGAUUGCAGUGCUAAUGCUUAUUCAAACCUUAGGUAAAGGAGGUGACAGUGGUGAAUAUCAGAGAGUAGCAAACCAAGAUAAGGUUAAUCAACCAAGCAGCUCUACAACAGAAGGUGAAGAAAGCAAAGAGUAUAAAGAAGGUGACAAAGAAGACUAA